AUGUUGGACUCGCCUGGACAAGCUCCCCUUCGCGCGGAUGCUCUGAGACGCAGCGUGACCUGCACCGAAUCGUCGUCGGCUCCAGCCACCCUCACGACACCAUCUGCCAUCGGCACUGCUGUCUCCACUCCUGCACCUUCGGAGGCUGGCGACGAGUAUGACAACCCGCUCGAGUCCAGCUCCAGAUGGUAUCUUAACGCAAAGGCCCAGACCGUACGCUACGCGGCCAGCCUGGGGUUCAGCAUUCAUAACCGGUCUGAUCCUCCAGCACCAUGCCCUUCCCGAGAAAUCUGGCUAGAUUCAACCUUGUCAGCCUGGAAGGGCAAAGGCAAGAUCAAGGCAGAGGUGUGGAAUCCUCCACGGAUAUCCUUCGGACCACGCGCCGCCGUCAUCAACCUGCAUGGCGGAGGGUGGAUAUUGGGCCAAGGCACCGACGAUGCUCGUUGGGCCGGUGCCGUGCUUUGCAACUUGGACGCCGUUGUCUUCACCGUCAACUACCGACUGGCACCGAGCUACCCAUUUCCUACCCCAAUGGAGGAUUGCGUCGACGCCACCAUACAGAUUGCCUCGCGGGCAUCCGAGUUUGGCAUCGAUCCAAACCGCAUCGUGCUGUCCGGCUUCUCAGCAGGAGCGACGAAUGCUCUGACCAGCUGGAUCGCCAUGCAAGACCCAGCUCGGUGGAACUACAAACUGCCGAGUCCGCCGCCGUCCAUACUCGGCAUCAUCUUGUUUUACCCCACCUUGGACGUGACCAUUACUCGGCCUGGCAAGCGUCAAGCUUGCACUCGACCGGAGCGCACCUUGUCUCCCGGCCUGACAGAUCUUAUAGAUGCAUCGUAUUUCUAUCCGCCGAUUCCCCGGGAACAACGCACUGAUCCCAGGAUGUCACCCGGACUGAUGCCGGAUGACUUGCUGAAAAAACUGCCUCACCUGCACAUGAUUCUAUGCGAGUACGAUAUGCUGCUAGCCGAGGGCAUACGGUUUGCUGAGCGACUAGAGCAAAACGACGUGCCGUUUACUGUGCGGGUCGUGGAAGGAGAAGGUCAUGCCUGGGAUAAGCCGCCUCCCAUGACUCCGAAAGAGAGCGUCUUCGUCGAGUACGGCAAGGCCACGGACAGCAUUGCCCGCUGGCUCGGCCGAGAUUGCGAGGUGGACGGGGAGUCGGUGAGCUCCCUGCAACGCAAACGGCCCCGAUUUCGACGGCCUCAGCACCUGUCCAUCAGAUCAAGAUCGAUAUGGUAG
Ustilaginoidea virens is the source of this 1242-nucleotide messenger RNA. RefSeq lists its product as uncharacterized. NCBI's taxonomy places the organism in Eukaryota, Fungi, Ascomycota, Sordariomycetes, Hypocreales, Clavicipitaceae. Bases 1 to 1242 code for a protein of 413 amino acids. The record is from RefSeq and is a predicted model, not a curated record. The transcript has a single exon. Gene Ontology annotation, molecular function: hydrolase activity.